Molecule: messenger RNA, 4810 nt
Organism: Xyrichtys novacula (pearly razorfish)
Lineage: Eukaryota; Metazoa; Chordata; Actinopteri; Labriformes; Labridae
Source: the annotation of a GenBank genome assembly
GAUGUUUAUAAAUAGUUUAUUCACCUUUACAGUGUUUUUAUUUUAUUAUAAAACAAGGAGGGGAAGAAUAAAAGAACUGGGAGGGGGGGGGUCAGUUUAACAUGAAAUGUCUCCAUGGUGAUACAGGCCUGUAGUUAAGAUGGGUUUUCAGUUUGUUUGAUUACAAAAUCAAUACCUGACAAAUAAAAACACGACAAUCGUCAUCAUGAACAGAAACACUGUGGACCACUGAGCUGACACCUGAAACUGAAGCAGACGCUCGGCUCCGAAGAGUUCUGCUGCUGAACUGACGCCCGACAAGAGCGUUUACACGAGGACAUGGACCUCCUGAUACUCCGAAUAUCCUCAAACCUCAGACUCCAGCGGUGUUUGGACCGGGCUGAGAUACAGAGGACUCUCAGGAGCAGAAAACUGCGGCAGCUUCAGGGAAAGGUGCGGUCACAUGACACCCCCGGACUCUGAAUACUUACUCCAUCUCUUUAAAAAAAAAGCCAGAACUACAAGUUUAAGAACGAACUUCCUGUCUUGCUGCGAUCUCUGACACUCACAGGUCGUGGAUCCUUGAAUUUGUACUUUCAGUCAGUAGAAACAUCGAUACUCCGGGUUUGAAAUGUCGACUCGGUUAAUCUAGAGAGGCUUUUAUACAACAUGAGACUGCACCACCAUCAUAUCCUCUAACAGAGCUCAGCUCCACGGAAGAGGAGGGCGGGUGUGACCGCACCUUAAGGCAAAAAGAAGUACAUGAAUAUUGACCAUGUUCACUCCGUCACCUCCAAACGAACAAACAUGAAAAUAAAACAUCAAAGUCGGAGCUUCAUUUUGGCAGGUUUGGUAUGAGAUGUAAACAGAAAAAAAACAUCGUUAACGAAACAAAGAAGCUUUUCCACUGAAGGAAGUACACAAGUUUGAGUUUCCUGUUGUAACCUGGAGCUGUGAUUGUUGGGGGUCAAAGGUCAAUCCAGAGUGGGGAUGGGAAUGGAUCAGAUUUUAUCAAUACCGAUGCUUACCGAUGAUUUUGAUUGGACGUUACAGGUCAGCUUAUUGCAGAUAAAGUCUCUGAUUGGUGGACACACCAAAACAAAGACGGGAUUAUUUGACAAUAAUCUCACAAACCUUCGACAUGAAUCAUUGGGGUUGGAUCUGUUUGGUGUCUAAAUACUCAGAUCCUCUUUGUGGGACAGAACAGGUCCGGAGUUUAUCAGGCUGCUGGUCUCACAAAGCCAGUGGAUUUUCCAGAGAGUCAGUCCGUCAGAUCGCUCCUAUCUUCUGUCCAACAUCUUUUACUCUCUCGGUUGUCAUUCAUGUUGACUGACUCUCAUGAUUCUGUUGUUUGGAAAGUCAUAAAAACUAAGAAAGGCAUCGGUAAGGGGACCGUUAAGUAUAAAGGCAAAUGAAGUCCAUGGACUCAAAACUAGUUCUUGAUUCCCAUCCCUAAUCUAGAGUCCUGUUUCGGGGGAACAAAUCCAAGUUCUGUGAUCCUCCAAACACCGUUGACCUCGUCUAAAACACAGAGAAUCACUGAUCUGCAGACUGAACUCAUGACGCCUCCAAAUUUAGAUUCAGGUUUUUGUGCGUCUGUGACUAGUUCACACCAACACGACCUGAAGUUUAGCUGGAAGAACCAGAGAUCAGUUCUGGGAGUUCCCUGUGACUCUGAGUCUGCGCAGAGACCCUGGACGUCUGCUGGACACUUGGUUUAAAAACGUUCCUUUUACACUUCUGCUAAGUUCAGUAAAAUCUGAGUCAAGGACCGAAUCCUCAUCCUGCAUUAAGGCCGGUUCUGCUAACGUGGAAUCAGUGUCAGUAUCUGAUCGGACCUCCGAGACGGUCAUGACAAAAUUAAAAGAGGAUGCGUUGCUCGUGACCCAUUCCUAUAAAACGGUCAAAAGAAAACAGACGAAGAGCACCUCAGUCAGAGAGAUGGACAGCACCAACCUGGCCUCAAGUUCCCAGAAUCCCUCAGUGCACACCUUUACGUGCACACCUGUAUGUGCGGUGUACAAUUAGAGUUCAACAGAGGGGGCUUAAACCUAGACCGCCACACCAUGACCUCUCCACUUUGGGGGAAUUAUUGUGGAAUUUGACAGACUCACCGUUACGGUAGUUUACGAGUUCUGUUUCUGGUUUUUAAACUGGACUGCAGUCAUUGGGUUUUCCUGUUGAUCAGUUUCAGGUUGUAACCCCCUCUGGUGAACGAGUCCACACAGUGAUGUCUCAACAGGUUGGUGAAAGGAAGUGAGGCCAGGUCUGACAGCACCUAACAGGACUCAAGACAGGAAGUGUGUCGUUGUUGCUGUGAAACACACGAAGAGAGCCUGUGGAUUCAUCGUCACUGACCACAAAGCUGCUUGGCGUCCGAGUUAGAGAGACCAGACGAACACUCGUGGCUGGUAAAGAGCACCACAGAUGGACAACAGGCUAAGAUCAACCCUGGUCAGCUUAGCUUAGACCCAGACAGAUGAAGUGUUGGCCCAACAACUGUUCACUGGUUUACUGUUGGUUCAGGAUGUGAUCACGCAGGAUGGGAUUUCUUUAAAAUCUGUUUCUUUCACUCUUCUACUUGUAAUUAUCCAAACGCCUCUCAACACGCAGCCUUUACUGGUUUUAGCUUUGGCUCAGGGAUUUACAGAGGAGUGUCCUCGUCCCUUAGUCCAUUAAAAACCAAUUCUGUUUUUAUCAACACUUUCAUCACAGCCAAACUUUGUUUAGGGGUUUUAGGAAAGCCCAACACCCUACGACUUAGGGGCCGUUUCUUGGACCAGCGCCUUUUCAAUCUCAGGAUUAGUUGGAGAGACUCUCAGUCGAGACUCUUUUACCUACUCCAGAGUCAAACAGUUUUCAGACAUCUGGGAUGCCACUCUCUUGAGGCGGCCUCCUCAGUCUCUGGAUUCGGGUCCUGUUGACACCGGGAUGGAAUCACAUGCUGGGAAAAGAGUCCUUUUGUUUAGAAAUCUGAGGGUUCUCCGGCCCGUGGAGUACAUCCUGCAUGAUCACGAUCUUGAAAAGGACCACCGGGUUGACAGCAACAACUUCAACACCUUCAGGGUGAACGGGACCAACACAGAGCCAACGAACGGUAUUAGCACCAAAUGUAGGGACGGAAAUCAGACAUCGAGAGUUUUGCUUUUACCAACACUCAAUCUGGAGGCAGAUGUUCCUCUGGAUGACCAUGAAGGAUGCUCCAAUCUAUCAGAACCAAUUGGCACCAAUAAGCCGAGCAAGCGACUUCUGACAAUAUGGUCUCAAGUUUGGGACCGUCAAUUUGACAUCCAGCUGGGGGUGAUUUGGGACUCUACUUUGUGGAUCCAAGGGGGGGCAUCUACAAAUCGGUCAUGAACUCUGAGGAAGCCCAAACUCCAGGGAUCAGACGUGGACCGGUCUGCUCCGUGGAAAACAAACCCAUGAGAGAAUCCACUUGUUUUUACUGAAUGGAGCAUCCCCAGUGGUCAGUGCCUCUCAGUCCUGAAAGAAUCGUCUCAAACUCGAUGUUAUGUCUUCAAAGUUGUCCCAUCAGUUAGGGGGACAGCUGUCAAAAGCUGAAGUGCUUAAAUGUCUCUAAAAAAGUUCUAUGGUAAUCGUCUACGGACAGAGUUAUAGUUAUAGAGCAUCACCAAAGACACAUAUAGGCUGAAUCUCAUGGCUCCUAAGACUGAUGGUGAUGGUGCUGGAGGCUGUUUGGUCAGCACAGCAGCCGGAAGUUAAUCCAUACAUCCAUUCAUUCAUUCAUUAGCUUUACUGUUUAUGCUGCUUGGGGUCACCGGAGACCAUCCCAGCUAUCAUUGGGCGGAAGGCAGAGGACAGAUCACCAGGGUAGCCGGGAGUUACUGCAAGCUCAAACAAACCUCCAGCACCUUUGUGGAUGGAGUUUCCUGACAUGACCAACCGUACUCUGGAGCUGCACAUGGACCAAACAUCCACCUAUACCUCAGGUUUUACACUUAUCAAGCAGACACACCAGUACACGUCUAACCACGCGGAGUCCUGCCGUCGAACCUGAGGAACUCUCAGCUAAAACUUUACAAAGUUUACAGAACGAGACAUCCACAGGAGCCAGGUCAGCUUACUUGGAUGGACUCGUCAAACAAAACCACCUGUGUUUAUGGACUGUCUGUUAUAGGGAGCAAACCCUGACCACACAGCGUCCGGCAGACCCAAACCCGUUGCCUGAAGUCUUGGAUUUCUGCUUUAGUUUGUGUCGGCGUGUGCGAGCCUACGUCAGCGUAUGAAGGAAUGCUUAUACUGUGGGUAGCUUGUUUGUCAUUUAGCUUAAUGUUUGAUAAAAGUCAGAGAAUAGCAAAAAUAAGUUUGUGUAACUGUAGAAGCUGAUUGAAGGGCUGAAGAGGAUCCCUCUGUGCAAAACUGAAGACAGACAGACGGACAGAAAAGGAGCUUUUGUUCACAGUAGGUUUGUACUGGAGCGGGUUCGAACAGUAGAUGAUUGACAGAAAUGCAGCAGAUGAUGAACGUUUCUCUUCUCUGUUGUCACAUUCAAACCGUCACUUCUCCCUGUGUGCUGGUUCAGAUCCAGUCCGGGUUAUAUAAUCCACUAAAACCAGCAAAGAGACCACUGGGAGUUAUUCAGGACUGGGGACAGAUUUAAAAUGACACUGGGACAGUUCAGGGUUUGGGUUGGUCUUUUUCUAGUUAUAGGCCUGAACUCUGGUCACAUGAUGUGUCAACGCUGAAGUGCAGCCUCCCACCACUCACCAGAACCAUGGGAACCAGAACCAUGGGAACCAGAACCAUGCUCUAUGACCGAAACAGUCACAGAUGACCGGUCUGCAACCACUUCACCACAGUGAUGGGACAC